AUGAACGCGAUCUCUCCGCAACGCGCUGGGCCGACUCGGCGCUAUAACAGGUCACGGUGUGGGUGUUUGACCUGCAAGCGUCGCAAAGUAAAAUGCGAUGAGCAGCGGCCAAGAUGCUCUCAUUGCGAGAGACUGAACCUGGAGUGCAAAUGGCGACCACAUCACGCUGCUGCGUUGUCAAAGCAACGACAGGAUGCAAACGGCGAGGGCACUGCAUCUAGUAAUCAGCUUACUCUAUCUCCGUCGACUGACCAAUCACCAACUACAUCUGGUUUACGAACGCUGCAAGCUAUGGAUGAAGUGUUUGACUACGCCAGCUUCAUGUGGGAUCCAACCAGCAGUCUUUGGCAGCAAGAAAGCCCAGAUAUGGCGACUACCAUAGCGAUUAACACAAAUACCAUUGUAAGUACCGUUCAAUCCAAAAACGGAGAUCAGGCUUUGGACCAGAGCCCAUCUGCUGCAAGUGAGAGGCUAAUGGAGUUCUUCGCCAAGUCCGCCACCCCGCCUAUUCUUGCUGGAGUUGAGUCUCAGAGGAAGUGGUUCUCAAUCCGUCAAGGUCUUGUCGCAAUGUCAAAGAGCUCUCGCGUUCUACGCUGUGCUAUCUUAGCAUUCUCAAAUACCCUUCUAUGUCGCAGUAAUCUGUCAUGGGCCUUUGCCGACCAAAACCACUAUGAGGAAGCGACCAUGGAAGUAGAAGCUCAAGAUCCGGACUCCUUCAAUGAACAUAGCCUGGCGCGCGAAUGCCUCCUUGCCGCCCUAUUUUUCUUGAGUUACGUUGGUAUUAUAGAAUCCAGGCUCGAUACGGCACAUCGUUAUCUCAAACAGGCGUACACAAUAUUCCAGAGGGGAGAUAAAGCCUCAUUCUCGCAUGUCGAGAAGCAAGUCCUUCUUUGGAUCCGGCUACUGGAUGCCAGGGCAGUAUCAGCUGAUGGUGAGGGGCUAUUCCUGUCACAAGAUGACGAAAUCGAACUCGUAGAUGCCUCACCUGCGAGCUUCGAUGCCGAGACAGAUGAAAUUGCGAGAAGCCAGGAUGCUACCAGUGAUGACAUCGAGGACGUCUUAUUCCAAGUCCUCUACCAACCCGGCAUCGUCUUUUUCCAGAAGGUGCAGAGCUUCAUGGGGCGCAUCUCAAAAAUUGAUCCUUGGCAUCGGUCGAGAGGAACGGUCGAGGACGAGAUCGAAGUCAUGAAUAUUGGCGCCUCCAUCGCCGCCGACCUCCGAUCAUUGUACGACCAGCGCCCGCCACUCAUGGACUACGCUGUUGCUGGAAAGCUUUCGGAACCUCAUAUCUCAGCACACUUGGCUUUUACUAUCACCAGAGCCUUUCGCACGUACUUGUCCAACUACUACGCCAGCAAAGUCCAUCUUCAUCGUGUCGCUUAUAAACAUCUGCCGUUGACCAAGGAGGCAACUGAUGCCCUUAAUCACAUCCGCAAGCUAGCGCACCAGAUUUCCUCUGAUCUAGCUCCUGAUGACUCGCUUCCAGUAAAUAUGCUCUGGCCUCUCUUGAUGCUGGGCGUGGAAGAACAGGAUCAGGAUGAAAAGGCGUGGAUUCGAGCACAGAUCGUGAGAAUGGAGGGCGUCGCUGGAAAUGCAAGAAUCACGGCACAGGUCCUAGAAGAGGUUCAAGCUCGCCAAGAAGCCUCGAAGGCCCGUGCGGAUAUCCGAUCUGUGAUGCAUGCAGUUUUUAAUUCCUGUUUUGCGAUCUUGUGA
This is a messenger RNA of Trichoderma virens Gv29-8, 1713 nucleotides long. RefSeq lists its product as uncharacterized. Bases 1 to 1713 code for a protein of 570 amino acids. Gene Ontology annotation, biological process: positive regulation of transcription by RNA polymerase II. The transcript is spliced from 3 exons. The record is from RefSeq and is a predicted model, not a curated record. Lineage: Eukaryota; Fungi; Ascomycota; Sordariomycetes; Hypocreales; Hypocreaceae. Gene Ontology annotation, cellular component: nucleus. Gene Ontology annotation, molecular function: DNA-binding transcription factor activity, RNA polymerase II-specific; transcription cis-regulatory region binding; zinc ion binding.